Messenger RNA from Dreissena polymorpha, 2303 nucleotides. RefSeq lists its product as uncharacterized. The transcript has 4 exons. Gene Ontology annotation, molecular function: protein binding. The coding region runs from base 100 to 2133 and encodes 677 amino acids. Lineage: Eukaryota; Metazoa; Mollusca; Bivalvia; Myida; Dreissenidae. The record is from RefSeq and is a predicted model, not a curated record.
CAUGUUCAACGAUUCGAAUGGAGCAUCGGAAUAAUUGGCCAAGGUAUCGGUGGAGGAGUUUUUGACGUGAAAGUUGAAAGCCCGUGGACAGAUAUAGGGAUGCGAACUGAAUUUAUAUAUUGUUUACCCGCAAACCGUUCUUUCAUACACGACGAGCAGUACGUUAUUUAUUUGAAUGCGUGGUAUGACCAAGAUACAUACAUGGUUUUCCAAUCGACUCCCAUUCUGUUUGAUUUUACUCCACCAACUGUGCGAACAGGACGCUAUAUCAGAGAGGGUACAUGUACAGAAGACAUGGAUUUUAUUUCGUGGACAGAUCAUAUUAUUGUUUGCUGGGACGGCGUAUUCAGUGAACAACAAACUGGACUACAAUACUACGAAGUCAGUCUUGGAUCACAACCACAUAACGAUGACAUAUACCCCAUAACAAAUGUAGGGCUGGACACAGGUUUUCAUCUUCAAAAUAUUUCCCUGCGUCCAGGCACUCGCUAUUAUUUUACUGUUAUUGCCAUGAAUACCGUUGGGCUUCACAAAGCAGCUAUUUCGGAUGGUUUUAUUGUUGAUACGGAUUUGCCAAUCGACGGAGUAGUUUUCAACACUUUCCAUCACAGAAAUUCUGCUUUUCAAAGUUUGAAUGAAAGUAUUGGUAUAUCCUGGCAUGGAUUCCAAGACAACAUGUCUGGUAUUAAAAAUUAUUUUGUUGCCAUUGCCAAGGUUAGAAGUUUCAAUGAAACCAAUGUCAAAUAUACUGACGCUCAAAUGUUGACAAGUUAUGUUUUCUCUAAUAUAAGCCCUCAACAAGGUGAGUCUUAUAUUGGAAUCGUGAAAGCCGUAGACGCGGCAGGACAUCAAAGUUCGAUCGUUAUUUCAAAACCUUUCACAUUCGAUAUGACACCUCCAAGAGGUUACUCUUGCUAUUCGACCGAACGCUUACCUACUGACGUAACAUACACGUCUAACGAGCUUUCUUUUAACGUCACUCUAACUGAAAACAGCGUAUAUUACAUACGUGGAAAUAUUACAAAAGCCCCAAAAGAGUUGUAUCCUGUCCUCAUAAUCGACAGCAAUAGAACACCAAUGUCAUUCUCAGAAAGCCACGAUGGAGUGUUCAUGUAUUAUUACUCCUUUAUUGCACCAAACACGAGUCCGAAUUUUUUCACGGUCGACUUUGGAACAUUUGUCACCACAAAUUCAAAGCAAACACUGGAGUUGUUGGAAUGUACAUCACUGCAAGAGAAUGAAACAGCGGCCGUCACUGUUACACAAAUAGGCCCUUUCUCAUUAGCAGUUAAUGUGAUGGUAUUGGAUGCUGAAAGUCAUUCUCCGUCGGUAGCAAACAUUCGACCUGAAAGUGAAUCUAAUUCAAUAACGGGAUGUAAGUUCGAGGAGUUAGAUUUAAUCCAUGCCUCUACAGUUUAUGUAACUGUGAAAUGUGUCAACAACGUCGAGCUAGCAUCAUUUGCUUUCUCCGGCCCAGUAACCAUCUAUCUCGAGGUUCCAAGUAGCGCCCAGGCAUAUGUAAGUUUUAUACCAGUGAGUGAACAAUCAGUGCCAACCACAGAGACAGUGAAUAACAAUCCUAUUGCACAGUAUAAUAAAUCGACAAUUCAGUUUGAAUGGAAUGACUUCAUGGAUGAUGCACAGAUCCUUUCAUACCAAUACCGGGUUCUUCAAGAUGGUCUAGUGAUUGUGGAUUGGUCAACUGUCAUCUUUAAAAACAUGGCUUCAAUUAAUAAUCUAGCGUUAGUUUCGGGCAACGUCUACACAGCUGAGGUUAAAGCGAUGAAUGCGGGCAAUUUAUCCAGCUCUAACGUUAAGUCGUCCCUAUUAGUAUCGUCGGAACCACCCAAACUAACAGGUCUCCCCUUGAAAAUCUCCGCCGCAAAUCAAACACUGCACUUUGAAUGGACGGAUGUUUUCUUGCCACUGAACAGCACCCAUUAUUACAGCCUGGUGAUCGGUUCCCAAGAUGGCUUCAAUGACAUUGCUGACGUACAGUACACACGUGACCAAGUGUAUGACGUCAUCGUACCAGAAUCCACUUACGUCACAAAUGACGUUAAUGAGCUCUUCAUAUAUGUUUCUUGUACGUACAAUACAGGACUGUUUUCGACUUACCGAAUGUCUUAUUAGCUGUAAAUAUUAUUGGGUAGAAAGGUGUAAAUGUAUUUUUAUUCAAUGUAUAUGCCUUUGGAAGUUAGUUUAUAUCUGUACAUGCCAGGAACAUAUUAUAUUAACUUUUUUAUUUUUGUAUUAUUGAAACAUUGAAACGUGUUUGUUGUGCUUCAUAUACUUGCUUCCAU